This is a messenger RNA of Eimeria necatrix, 2055 nucleotides long. RefSeq lists its product as hypothetical. The coding region runs from base 1 to 2055 and encodes 684 amino acids. The record is from RefSeq and is a predicted model, not a curated record. The transcript has 8 exons. NCBI's taxonomy places the organism in Eukaryota, Apicomplexa, Conoidasida, Eucoccidiorida, Eimeriidae.
AUGCUCAGAACUCAGCAGCCCGCUGCUGCUCUCCGGCUAACACGAGCCUACAGAGCACCCUCCGCUGUAGAGAGACUAGCGGGUCCAGGCUGCUGUGUUUACAGCGGAGGGUGCUUGCCAAAAAACGCCGAUCUCCUUUACUUCGCGACAAGAUACGUUCAUUCCUUCUCGAAUCUGCACAGGGCUAGUCACACAGCUAGCUGCCGAGGGAGCAGGUGCUGGCUGCACGCAGCAGCACAAGCAACAGCGGCUGCAUCUCCUGGCACUGGGGUAGCUUCUGUCGCGUCGCUGCUGCCUCAAGAUGCUGCGCGGGCUGAGCAGCAGGCGCUGCUGUCUUUGCUGCAUGAAAUUGAGAAGUCAAACAGCAACGCCGUGAAGGUGUCACUGAGGGUCUUUCAUUUGCAGCAGCUUGCUGCCAUACGCGGCGCCUCCUACUUGCGACUGCAGCAGCACCCCGCCGUGGUGCAGCUCAUUGAGGAACUGACAGCUGCAGCAGCAGCAAAGCCCGGAGAGUUAGCAGAAUCAACGGGAGAGUUAUCGCCGCCGCAGCUGCACGCGCUGAAGGGCAGUAUGUCUGUGGCGGAGGCUUGCAGCAGCUUGAGAUGCUUUGCUGCUGCAUCUGCUGAUGUUGACCGCAUGCACUUAGCAGCAUUAAUGCAACACGUGCUACGCGAUGCUGGACAAGUUAACGAAUACGAUGCGGCCUGCGUCUUAUAUUCCAUUCGCAAGUAUCAUUUUAAUCCUCGAGCUGAGUUGGAGCAGCAGCUUGAAGUUGUUGAAGCGCGCGCGGCAGAAGAUGGGGUGGCAAGCAGCCCAGUUGUCCGGCUGGCAGCCGAAAGUCUUCACCAAAAACAAAAGAGCAAGGCCCGCCGAGUUGACAGCAGCAAAAGUGACACCAGGACCAACAGCAGGAGCUUAAGUAAGCUCAGCCUGAAGAUGGCUCGUGUCUGUGCGUGGGCUCUGGAGCGGCGGGCUACAACGGCCACUCCAAAGUCCCUCGUCUGCUGCUUGUACGAAUACGGGUUGCUGCAGCUGCUGCCCUGGAGGCUACUGCUGCUGCUGCUGAAGCGGCUGCGGCAAAAACAGCAGCUGCAACAGCUCGACGGCCAGGGGCUUGCUCUCUUAGCUUUGUCCCUCUCGCUGCUGAAGCAGCGAGAGACAAAAAUCAUGAGGAGAAUUGGGUGGGUGGUUCAGCAGCGGGAACAGGAGCAGCAGCAGCCUCAGCAGCAGCGGGCGCCCCUGCAGGAGGAUGUGCUCGCACUUUUGAAAAGGAGGGAAGGAGUGCGCAAGGAAUAUUCGCCUCAAAGUUUGUGUUUGCUGCUGCAUGCAACAGCGAAACUCAGCCUCAGGGAAACAGGCAUCAUUUGCGCAGUCUGCGCCCGCAUUGAGAGGGCAGGCAGCACCAUGACAAACCAGCAACUCGUGAUAUGCGCUGAGGCGCUCGGUCUUCUGGGGGUUAGGCAUGAGGCAGCAUGGCAAACAAUCAACAGCCUCUUGGCGGAGAGGCACCGGAGUCUCUCUCCAUGUGAAAUUUCUCUGGGGACACUGGGGGCGUCAAAAGCAGCAGCCGCCGACCCCGAGACCUUGACAGCCCUCCUCAGCCAAGCCUUAUCCCUUCAGCGCGGCUUCACUGGUCAACAGCUAGUCAAUCUGCUAGACGGCAUUGCCCUCUCUGGACAGGCGAAACAGUGUUCAGAAGCUCUUUCUGCUGCUCCACAGUCGGUGCAGUUGUUUAUUGAGGCGCAUCAACAGCCGUUUCAAGCAGUAGAGCCUCAGCAAGAGGACCUCGCUGGCAACACAGAUAGGAGCAGCUGUGACAGCAGCAAGCGGAGUGACAUAUGCCUGGACUUGCUGUCUGAGGGAUGCUAUUGCCCUCUCUCCGGGAACCUAUUGGGGGCCGCUCUCUUGAAGGCGAGGCACCUGCAGAAGAUGGGUUUCCUGUACUGCAGCAUCAGGCGACAACAGUGGCUGGACGCUGAUGCUGCGAAGCAGCAGCGAUUGGUGCUGCAUGCACUUCAACAAGCAGUGAACGCCAGGAAAGACGCAUCCGCUUAG